AUGCCAGAUGGAAGAACAAGGAAGGUGCGCUUGGACCAGAUUUCGGAAAACGAUGUCGUCGUAGCUGUUAUGGGUCCCACCGGGGCAGGAAAGACUACGUUCAUUAAUGCUGCUACGGGGCAAGGCGACUACCUCGUGGGUCGCAAGCUCCGAUCUCGUACUGCAAAGAUUCGGACAACACGAUAUGUUCAUCCUGCUUAUGCACGCCCUAUCAUCUUCGUCGACACUCCUGGGUUCGAUGACACUAGCAAGCCUGAUACAGACAUUUUGAGAAUGGUUGCGGACUGGCUGGUGAUGGUGUACAGCAGGAACAUCAAACUCGCAGGUGUCAUUUAUCUGCAUCGUAUCUCCGACAAUCGCAUGUCAGGUGCUUCUCAGAAGAAUCUCCGUCUGUUCACCCAGAUAUGUGGUGAUAGCGCGAUGCAGAAUGUUACCAUCGUCACGACGAUGUGGAAUUCUGUCAGGGAGGAAGUGGGAACGAGCCGUGAGGCCGAACUACGGAAUAAGUUCUGGCGAACAAUGCUGGAGCAUGGUGCAGAGACUGCGAGGUAUCAGAAUACAUUCAAUUCCGCCUGGGAGGUCCUCGACCGCUUCACACGAAACGAGCUAAGUGUCCUGCAACUGCAGAUGGAGAUGGUGGAUUCGAACCAGCUGCUGAGAGACACCCAGGCUGGGAUCGCGCUCUACUUGCAGCAGUCACUCGCGGAAAGGGAGAACUCGAUUCGCAGACAUCGGGAAACCGCGACUAUCGAGAACGACAGUGGACAGCUGCAACAGCUGGAUGCGCAACUCGCAGCGAUCGAGGAGACUCGUAGGUCCUUCUACGAGAGCCUAGAGACGAGAUCCUCUCUAGGAAGACGUAUCCUCAAGUUCUUGACUUGUUUCUAA
This is a messenger RNA of Sparassis crispa, 888 nucleotides long. RefSeq lists its product as hypothetical. Lineage: Eukaryota; Fungi; Basidiomycota; Agaricomycetes; Polyporales; Sparassidaceae. The transcript is spliced from 4 exons. The coding region runs from base 1 to 888 and encodes 295 amino acids. The record is from RefSeq and is a predicted model, not a curated record. Gene Ontology annotation, molecular function: GTP binding.